This is a messenger RNA of Lodderomyces theae, 687 nucleotides long. It is a transcript of the gene VPS21, whose product is annotated as Rab family GTPase. The record is from RefSeq and is a predicted model, not a curated record. The coding region runs from base 1 to 687 and encodes 228 amino acids. The transcript has a single exon. Lineage: Eukaryota; Fungi; Ascomycota; Pichiomycetes; Serinales; Debaryomycetaceae. Gene Ontology annotation, molecular function: GTPase activity; GTP binding.
AUGAGCACUAACCAUCCACAGCCAGCCACAUCAGUCAAGCUAGUGCUACUUGGAGAAGCGGCCGUUGGUAAGUCAUCUUUGGUAUUGCGGUUUGUGUCAAAUGACUUUCAAGAAAACAAAGAGCCCACAAUUGGAGCUGCUUUUUUAACGCAAAAGUGCACCAUUGGCGAUCGUACGAUCAAGUACGAGAUAUGGGAUACUGCGGGACAAGAAAGGUUUGCGUCUCUAGCACCCAUGUACUAUCGAAAUGCCCAGGCUGCUAUUGUGGUGUAUGACAUCACUAAACCUGCAUCGUUUGUCAAGGCUAGACAUUGGGUUAAGGAACUACACGAGCAAGCUAGUAAGGAUAUCACCAUUGCACUUGUUGGAAACAAAUAUGAUUUGGUUGAGGAUGAACCUGAGAAUGGAAAUGCAGCAACAGCAGGAGAAGGAGAUCUGGAAUUGUUGAGGAAAGUUAGUAAGGAAGAAGGACAAGCGUUGGCCGACGAGGAAGGGUUGUUGUUUUUUGAAGCUAGUGCAAAGACAUCUUACAAUGUUAAUGAAGUGUUUGUUGGGAUUGGGGAGAAGAUUCCCGAUAGUCGUAAGCAUGGUGGUAAUGGUUCAUCAGGCAGUAAUAAUGCAGAUGUGAAUGAGAAUAGAAUCGAUCUUAGUGUUGACAAUAGGAAAUCAUCUUCUACGUGUUGUUAG